AUUAUUCUGUCAAGCACCGCCGCCAACAACAACAACAUUGCGUCAGGAAGCUCCAGACGUUUCUAGAAAUUAAACGUUCCAGAAGGAGACGUUUCCAGAGCCUGCCUGAGUCAUGGCCAGCCCGGAGAGUGACAAGCAGGUGACCGUCGUGAGGAACGCGACGGACCUACAGCGACUCAAGUUAGAAAAGUUGAUGAAGAACCCAGACAAACUCGCCUUCAUCCCGGACCGCCCAAAAGACAAGAAAUUUUCUGACCCGGCUGAAUUCGUGCGUAAUGUCAUGGGAUCGAGUGCGGGCGCCGGCAGCGGAGAAUUCCACGUGUACCGCCACAUACGCCGAAGGGAGUACGCUCGCCAAGAAUUUCUGCAGAACUGCAAAGAGAAGGAUGAUCAGGACGUAGCGUACCACAGGAGGCUGGAGGAGAACAGGAGGGCCGUGGAGGAGAAGGCGGCCAAGAACAGAGCAAAGAGGCAAAGACAGAAGGAACGACAGAAAGCGAAGAGGCAAAAAAAAUCAAAGAACUCCAGUAAAGCUCCAGAGAGUUCACCUUCCGAGAGCAGCGAGGAGGAGGAAGAGGAGGAAGAGGAACGUAAGGGAAGUGAAGGGGAGAAAAACAAAGAGACCGAGACCAAGGGGAGAGGAAACAAGCUGACAGAGGAGCAAACUGAACCCGAGAGAAUGGUGACGCAGAGUAAAAGUGCUUCUGGAGACUGACAAUAAACUGGUUAACGGAAAGAAAAA
This is a messenger RNA of Eriocheir sinensis (Chinese mitten crab), 742 nucleotides long. RefSeq names its product PRKR-interacting protein 1 homolog. The record is from RefSeq and is a predicted model, not a curated record. The transcript has 3 exons. Bases 113 to 715 code for a protein of 200 amino acids. Gene Ontology annotation, molecular function: protein kinase inhibitor activity; protein kinase binding; double-stranded RNA binding. Gene Ontology annotation, cellular component: nucleolus. Lineage: Eukaryota; Metazoa; Arthropoda; Malacostraca; Decapoda; Varunidae. Gene Ontology annotation, biological process: negative regulation of protein kinase activity.